GCCCUCGUCUGAGAAAACAGAAAGCAGAUAAGGCCUUUCCACUCUUCUGCUUCAACGUCUCUCUCUAUCCUCCAUCCAUGACUUCUCUUUAAGUCAUUCUCGCUCAACGCUAACCAUUCUCGGUCUUCUCUCCCCACCAAUGGCUUCCAAUGUUCUUCCCCAGGCAUUGAUUGCGAUUCCUAGAGGCGCCAACCACAGCGCUCCCAGGAAGCUAGGGUUCUCCGCGCUCGCAGCUGGCUCCAGCGGACACUGUCGGACCUAUCCUAGACACGGGUGUUUGCUCUCUAGGGUUUCGUUUGGCUCUAGGGGAUUGAGUAGUCCGGUGAUUGCGGCCUUUUCGAAGCGGAGUUUUGUGGUUAGAGCUGAGCCGGAGCCAGAAGCCGAAGUUGCUUCCAGUGAGAGCGCGGAGGAGAAUGCUGAAGCAGCUGCUGACGUCAAGGAAGCUGCUGAAGCAGUAGCGGAGGAGGAAGUCGUGGAAGUGAAGCCUCCAAGUAAGCCAAGGGUUAAGCUUGGCGAUAUUAUGGGGAUAUUGAACAAAAGAGCAGUCGAGGCAUCUGAGAAUGAACGGCCGGUUCCAGACGUCAGGACUGGAGACAUAGUGGAAAUUAAACUGGAAGUGCCUGAAAACAGGCGCAGAUUGUCUAUCUAUAAAGGCAUAGUCAUAUCGAGACAAAAUGCUGGCAUCCACACGACCAUUAGAAUUCGGAGAAUUAUUGCUGGCAUCGGGGUCGAGAUUGUAUUCCCGUUGUACUCACCCAACAUCAAGGAAAUAAAAGUGGUUAAGCACAGGAAGGUCAGGAGGGCUAGGUUGUACUAUCUCCGGGACAAGCUUCCCAGGCUCUCCACCUUCAAAUGAAAAACUUACAAUGCUGUCUCCACUCUUUGGCUCUUCACAACUCAAAGGAGCCCCUUUUUUUUUUUUUUUCCUGCGAAUGGCAUUAGAACUGCCUCUUAAUUUUUGUUUGUUUGUUUGCUGUGAGCCUGUAUUCCCAUUCUUUGGUAUCAUGCAGAGAAGGGGAAUAUCAGUGCACUAACGAUUAGGAAUAUGUAAUUUCUACAUCUCUUCUUGUGAUGUUCGUUUGGUCAUAAGAUGUUCCUGUUUUAUAAGCAUGAAGAUACUGACGCGGGAGGUCCCUAAACUUUCCGUGA
Rhodamnia argentea is the source of this 1149-nucleotide messenger RNA. RefSeq names its product 50S ribosomal protein L19-1, chloroplastic. NCBI's taxonomy places the organism in Eukaryota, Viridiplantae, Streptophyta, Magnoliopsida, Myrtales, Myrtaceae. The coding region runs from base 140 to 856 and encodes 238 amino acids. Gene Ontology annotation, molecular function: structural constituent of ribosome. The transcript is spliced from 5 exons. Gene Ontology annotation, biological process: translation. The record is from RefSeq and is a predicted model, not a curated record. Gene Ontology annotation, cellular component: ribosome.